GAAGAAGGCGGAAGAGGUGUGUUUUCGACUGGACACACAUACACACGCAAACGCACUAUUGAAAGAGAAGUCACCACGGUUUAAACGCGUACACAUUAGCUGCUCGCUACAAGACACAAUCGAGCCAAAGAAAGGGCUGAAGCCACGUUUUAAUGUGACUUUUGCUCCAAGCAGAGCGCAUGUCCGCUUUGUCUUAAAAACCAGCAAACUACAGCUUCUCCAAGACGGAAACAACAGCGAAAAUAAGACCUGACGACUCCAUCUACUUCCAAAGAACGCAUGAUCUUCUUGGCCGAACAUAAUAAACACUCAGACGUCUUCUAAGAUUUAUUUUAGUAUUAGAUGCUGUCAAAAUGGGGAACAGCAGCAGUGACAGAGCCAGCGGGAGUCAGAGUGAAAGAGGGAAGGAUGCACGACCCAACAUCCUGAUGGACAGCACAGAGGAUGCAGAUAUUUUCCAGAGGGAAGAUACAAAGGCACCACAGGAGGAUCAAGAGUUUCUGGCUUGGCAGCAGGACCUGGAAAGCGACAACAAAUGUCCAACCCUCGCCAGGCCGACGGUGUUCCGCUGGAGCGGAAGCGCUAAAGAAGUUUUUGUGUCCGGCUCAUUUAACAAUUGGACCACGAAGAUCCCUCUCAACAAAAGUAAGAACAAUUUUGUGGCAAUCAUGGACCUUCCUGAGGGGGAACACCAGUACAAGUUUUGUGUAGACGGCCAAUGGACUUUGGAUCCUACAGGGGCUGUGAUCACAACCAAAACGGGGACUGUGAAUAACGUUAUCGAGGUGAAGACGACUGACUUUGAGGUCUUUGAUGCCCUCCGAAUUGACUCCCAGGAUUCUACAGAAAUCUCAGACUUGUCCAGUUCCCCGCCUGGCCCUUACCAGCAGGACGCAUACGUUGUGAAGUCAGAAGACAAGCUCAAACAUCCUCCUAUUUUACCUCCACACUUGCUUCAAGUGCUCCUCAACAAAGACACAGGGAUUUCUUGUGACCCGACCUUGCUUCCUGAGCCCAACCAUGUGAUGCUCAAUCACCUAUACGCCCUCUCCAUCAAGGAUGGCGUAAUGGUUCUGAGUGCUACACACAGAUACAAAAAGAAGUAUGUGACUACGCUCCUGUACAAGCCAAUAUAAUUUACUUGAAUUCAUUCUUGUGAUGUUGUGCUUGCUGGAACUCUGCAUACAUGUUCGUUGAUGUUGUUCUAAAUGUAUGUUUUCAAUUAUGAUUGCAUUGUAUUUGUAAAUUACGCAUCUUGCUUUUGGUAUUCUUGUUUAACUUGAUUCCAAAUUGUUUCUUCAAACCAAAAGUGACCAACAGAUUAUGCGGCUCGGUGAGUAAAAAUUAAUUCCCCUGACAAGUACUUUAGGGAUUAGUUAACAAAUGAAUCUUAUAAAAAAUGGUAUUAUUUUAAAGCUAAACAGAAGACAAACAUGGAGACCGCCAAUUAUGUUAGAAUAUAAUCCAGGAUAAUUCAUUUCUAAAAGUUCAUUUUACCUUCAUUUCAUGUGUCCAAACACUAAAUAAAUAUGCAUUUUGAUAUGA
Messenger RNA from Corythoichthys intestinalis (scribbled pipefish), 1545 nucleotides. It is a transcript of the gene prkab1b, whose product is annotated as protein kinase, AMP-activated, beta 1 non-catalytic subunit, b. Gene Ontology annotation, cellular component: cytoplasm; nucleotide-activated protein kinase complex; nucleus. NCBI's taxonomy places the organism in Eukaryota, Metazoa, Chordata, Actinopteri, Syngnathiformes, Syngnathidae. Gene Ontology annotation, molecular function: protein kinase binding. Gene Ontology annotation, biological process: signal transduction. The coding region runs from base 354 to 1136 and encodes 260 amino acids. The record is from RefSeq and is a predicted model, not a curated record. The transcript has 8 exons.